Molecule: messenger RNA, 1205 nt
Organism: Moneuplotes crassus
Lineage: Eukaryota; Ciliophora; Spirotrichea; Euplotida; Euplotidae
Source: the annotation of a GenBank genome assembly
AAAUCAAAGCAAGCAAAAGGCUUCUACAAGAAAUAAGAGCAUUUCUAAGCAAGCCAUGCUUGUGCUCAAGUAAGAUGAUCUCUAGUAAUGCGCAGAAUGCAAGCCGAGUAUGAGAAACUUAGAUCCCAAGCGGCAAGACAAAGAACUGCCUUGGAGAUGUAUUCCAAAGCUCAGAAUAAUAAUUUCAAAACAAGGAUUUCUCAAAUUUAUAGGGAAGCCGUUUCGUUAAAGAUUCAGUUGUAUGCCUUGAGUCCUGAGGAAUCAGGGAUCAAAGAUACUUAUAAUAUGUGCAAACAAAAAUACGAUAAUUUAGAAGGAGAACUCAGAGACCUUCUAAAGCAAGCCAAUAAAAUGGUUCAAGCAGCUGAAGAACAGAAAGCGACCAUAGUUGAGAGCUCAGACCAAAAUAAUGAUGAAAAGAGUACCAUAGCCAGGUUUGAGGAGAGUCUACAGCAGCAAUCUGACGAUAUUGAUUCACAAGUGUACUUUAGUCUUCUUGAGAAAUUAUGUAAAGAAGCAUUUAAGACUCAUUAUAAGUGUUAUUUGUGCCUCUAGACCUAAGCCUUCGUGAAAAUGCUAAGUUUCUGAAAAGUAUGAAGUCUCUACCUUAUCCCGAUGUAGAGAGAAUAACUGUUCGCAAUGUAAACUCUAAAAAUUUACCUACUUUGAAAACAUGUCUUUUAAAUUCGUCCUUGAGAAGAUUGGAGAGAUUAGAUCUACAUUUCAGUAAUGAUAAAUGAUUAAAUAAAAGCAAAUAUCUUCGAGAUAUUCUAAAUGUAAGCUAUAAGGUAAACUCUAAAGUCUACUUUUACCACACAAAGAUGAGACGAUCUUCUUUGAUGAAACUUCUUUCUGCUUGUCGAAAUAAAGAGGAAUUACUAUUUUCGUAUUGCUAUAUUUCUAUGCUAAAAGUGCCUAACUUCGGCCAUUCUUUGGAUGGUAGUAAAAUCAAAACAUUGAGAUUGGAGAAUUCAACAAUAAAUGGAUCUCCAAUAACAAGAGAGAAUAUGAAUGGCUUCACAAAAUUGGUAGAAGGGCUUUCGAAGUCGCAAGAUUUCAGAGAAACUUUUAAACAUUUCAAAGGACUCCCUCUUUUUAAUGGUUGAAAGGAGGUGAAGGAAAUAUUGAUAGAGCAUGGGUUUCAUCAAACUUGUGAUACAUCGGAUAAGAAAUAAAAAUAUUUAUCUGUGCUGAAUACUAAUAUU